Messenger RNA from Amaranthus tricolor (Joseph's coat), 1969 nucleotides. Its product is annotated as double-stranded RNA-binding protein 2-like. The record is from RefSeq and is a predicted model, not a curated record. Lineage: Eukaryota; Viridiplantae; Streptophyta; Magnoliopsida; Caryophyllales; Amaranthaceae. Gene Ontology annotation, molecular function: double-stranded RNA binding. The transcript has 3 exons. Bases 371 to 1747 code for a protein of 458 amino acids.
AAGUCAUCAGUCAUCGGUCAUCAGUCAUCAAUCUCCCAAAGGCAUAAGCAUAACCCCACACACCACCACUUCACUACCCAACAAACCUCCUUUUUUUUCAAUUCUUCCCCCUUCCCACCUCCACCCAACUCCUCCACCUUCUUCUCUCUUCCUUUCUUCCUUCCUUCCUUCCAAUUUCAAUCCUCAAAACCCUAAAACCAUUUUUGAUCUCUUCCAUUGCCUCUCCUUUUUCCCACCUCGGUUUUGCUACCGACACUCCCCUCCAAGAAGAAGAAGAAGAAGUAGAAGGAGAAGAAGAAGAAGGAGGUGGAGGAGGAGGAGGAGGAAGUGGGGUAAAGAGUAGAAUUGGAAGACAAUUAAGUAAAAGAUAAUGUAUAAGAACCAGCUUCAAGAGCUGGCACAAAGAAGCUGCUUUAAUUUACCUUCAUAUACUUGUAUAAGAGAAGGUCCAGAUCAUGCUCCAAAGUUUAAAGCUAUUGUUAACUUUAAUGGUGAAUCUUUUGAGUCUCCUCAUUAUUGUUCUACUCUUCGUCAAGCUGAACAUGCUGCUGCCGAAGUUGCUCUUAAUUCUCUCUCCUCUCGCGGCCCUUCUCACUCUCUUGCCGCUCGCAUUUUGGAUGAGACGGGGGUUUACAAAAACCUUUUGCAAGAGAUUUCACAAAGAGUUGGCGCCCCUUUGCCACAUUACACAAUUUACAGGUCAGGCCUAGGGCACCAACCCGUUUUUACUGGUAAAGUAGAACUAGCGGGUAUCAUAUUCACAGGUGACCCAGCUAAAAAUAAAAAACAGGCAGAGAAAAAUGCAGCUUUGGCAGCUUGGCAAUCUCUAAAACAAUUGGCGCAACAAUCAGGGAGUUCAUCUGUUGAGCAAGAGAACACAGACGAGCUUGAGCAGGUGACGAUAGCCCGAGCAUUGUUAAAUUAUCGAUUGAGAGAGAUGAAGAUAUCCGCAUCAACAAAACCAUUGCCGUUCCCACAGACAUUUCCGGUCCAGAAUCCAAGACCUUCGAGCCCCCAACGUCCUCCUGUAAAGGCAUCCAAAAUCCUUCCUUUUAUCUGUCCAAAAAAGAUGCCACCUCGAAUACGGCCCUUUUCAUCUGCAAUGUCUGAUCUUGCUCUAUCAACCAAAUCCCAGGUUCAAGAUUCCCAAACAAGUCAGUCUCCGAGAUUUCCUGGAGUGAGUGCCCCUCUAUACAUUCCAUUGCGGCAUGUGCGUGGAUCUUGCCAUGGUAUGGCACCCCCCGUGACUAUUAGGAAUUCUGUGCCAUGCUACUCUGCUCCACCCGUACCCAGAGCAGCAGCUGCUGCUCCUCCAGUAAUGAGGACAGCACCACCUGUGAAGGUUGCACCACAGGUAUGUAUCAGGAAAAGCGUUCCUGUUUUCUCUGCCCCACCAGUUAAAAGGGAUGACUCAGCAACUGCAACACUCGAGGAGCCAGAUAAAGUUUCAGAUAAAGUAAAACAAAUACAGGAUCCAACUAGCAAGGAAUCUGAAGAAUCUCAAAAUUCUGAGGUGAAUGUUAAGCCCUUUUCCCUUCCCUUUGCGGGCCCUUCUAUGACACGGGUUCCCCCUGUUCGAACUGCACCAUCUGUCUGCAUUCGACAAGCUGUACCUGUUUUCUCGAUGCCACCAUCUGAAAAAGAUGAUAUACGAUCUAUCGAGCUAAAAGAGCCUGAUAAGAAUGUGACAGACGAAGGAAAUCGAGAUUCAGAAGCUGUAAAGAAAUUGGAGGAGCUCAAACUCUGAAAUUACUUGCAAGGAAGAAUGUAGAUCUCUAGGAGUAUUUCAUCAAGGAGAGUAUGGUUUUGAUCCUCUGUUGUCCUAAGCCAUCUUGUAUGAAUGUCCAACCUUCCCCCUAUUUAGUUUUUCUCUUGUAUUUGAGUUGCCAUAUUAUCGAUGUUCCCCUACAGUUAUAUCUCUUUAAACCAGUAUAUUUGUUAGUAACUUAUUGUUAAAGUCUUUUUCGAA